ACUGAACUGAGAAUAACCCAUUAAGUGCGUCUUCCCCGCAUUGUAGUCCCAGCCGCCAAGUACCAGGAAGCAUGUCUGGGGCUUUUCGGCGGCGGGGCAACAGGUUUGAUGGUCGCGAUAGUCCUCUCCCUCAGUCCAGGACGACGACGACAAGGAAAGGCAGGAGCUACAAAUGGUCCUUUUCCCUUUUCGUCUUGGGACUUGGGACUCUGAUAUUAGCUUGGAAAGCACUCUUUAAACUCGAUGCCGUAGCUGGACCACCUGAGAGCGUCCCCGUGGAGCGAGAAACGGCCCGUGCUGAAGUUCUCGUUGCCGAAGUGCAACCUCUGUCUUCGCCGACCAUCACAAACCUGCCUUCAACGGCGUUGCAGAAAGUGCAGAAGGUCAGCCACGCAACAAAUGACGCUGUGGAGACUGCAACAGUGACAAAUAGACUGCCGACAAACAAGAAGUUUGAAAAGGAUAAUCCUGUCAGUACUACGGUGGUGUAUACGACACCGUCCGUUGAUCAUGCACAGAAGCAGGUGGCGCAUGCAAAUGCCACGGAGCUCAAUCAAAAGGCAGAACUUGACGACAAGCGUUCCCAGCAACAGGGCGAUAUGGUUAAUCAAGCACGUUUGAGUAGCAACGUCAAUCAGACGCUUUCGGAGGACGAUCGCAAAUGGCUGGAAUCACAAGUGGAAUAUGAGCUGGACGAUGACGCAGCUCAGCAGGCCCGCUUGGAAGAAAAUAAGAAGAAUGCAGAGAAGAAGAAGAAGCUGGCGCAUGUUAACAAGAAGGACAAUACAGCUGCCUAUAUAUUCCCUACCUUACCGUCCUCUUCAGUAUGGUGUUAUGGGGAAGACCGUGCAUCCCGUAUCUGCCGCUUUCGCAAUCUCUGCUAUCUUCCCUCAGAAAAGCAGUGGUUCAUCACGCAAACCAAUCGUACCAUUCAGUCCAAUGUCCCUUUGCACCGUUUCGCUGACGGUCUCCUAGAGCUCUCCACCGUAGAGGGUCACACACUAUUCCGCUUCAAUUUUGUUGAAGUCAGUCCGUACAACCCGCGCUUUAGAAAUCUACCUGUGCGAUAUGAAGAGAAGCUCCACUUUAUGUUUUCUCGCUUGCAUCCGAACAACAUCAUGCACAACUUGCACGAUGACGUAUUGGGAAUGUAUUUUGUUCUUAAGGAAUUCGUCGGAAGAGGAUCUCAGCGACUGGGCAUGCCUUUCUCACUGGAUACACACCGUGUCUUGAUUUACGAUGGUUACGGGGCAUCCCAGGCGACGCGGCCAUUCCAGUAUCUAUCGAGUAAGCCGCUGCGCUUCAGAGCCUAUCUUGAUCAAGAUGAAGAUAUCGUUACCUGUUUCCGGGAUAUCGUACUUGGUAAUAGCAAGCAAACAACCUGGUAUCAGUACGGAUUUGAAGAACCUCAGGGACCAAUACGAAACAAGACGCCGAAUGGCAUGCUUAUUAGGGAGGUGUCAGAGUGGUUUACCAGGAGAAUGGGCUUGUCAUUAGGGGAAGAUGAACAGUACGAUAAAGAUUCGGGCAAGUCAGAGGCAACUGCUAAUAACGCCCCUGCUGAGCCCGUUGCGUCAGUGGACUUUCCAGAAACGGAUUUAAUCGUUAUCAUGGGCCGCCGGAGCAAUCGCCUCAUCUUGAAUGAACGACAAUUGAAAUCUGCGCUAGCAGCUGCAUUCAACCUUAAAGUGCAGGUUGUGACAAACGAAAAACACAGUUUUGAAGAGCAGGUGGCAUUUAUGCGCCGUGCUCGGGUCGUGGUGGGUAUGCAUGGCAGCAUCUUAGUCAUGGCUAUGUUUUGCAGAAGGGGAACAGUUUUGCUGGAGAUGUUUCCUUUUGGUGUCCCAAGUGAAAAUUACACCCCGUAUCGGACCAUGGCUGAUCUGCCGGGUAUGGCGUUGGUAUAUCGAGCAUGGGAGGCGUCAGUCGAGUCUGAAUGUGUCCCUCAUCCUGAAAAUCAUCCCUUACUUGGAGGCAUCGAACAUCUGCCUUCAGACAAACAAGUGCUAGUGCGUGAGAUGAAACGUGUCCCAAAGCACAUUUGCUGUGACAAUCCUUUCUGGUUGUAUAGGAUUUACCAAGACACACGGGUGAACAUUACAGAGGUUAUAUCACUCAUUGAGUCUGGUCUUCAGGAAUCCAGAGGGCUUCUUUCUACCGUGCGGGUCACAAAUUGGGAAGAAACUGAACUGCUUCCACCGCCCGUGAAGGGGAUCGAAUGUCUGGAUGGUCCCACCCGCGAUCCUGGCGAAUUAUGGGUCAAAUGGGCACUGCCUUGGACCGGAGCCGCAGUGGAUCAAUGGAAUGUGCUUAUUUCAGUUCCUGACGAUGAACAAAGAGGGAGCGAACACUGGGUCCCAGGAGAUAAACCAGCUUUGUCAGUCAAAGGAUUCAAAGCAGGUCAGCGUUUGAGGGUUUUCAUCCGGCCAGUGGUAGGCUCUUUUACUGGUGAAUGGAGCAAAGGUCGGUGUAUUGUUUAGAAACGGCACAUAGAUAUCUUGUGACAUAAUAGAAUGCAGUUAUUUAAGCAAGGGGA
Molecule: messenger RNA, 2536 nt
Organism: Spizellomyces punctatus DAOM BR117
Lineage: Eukaryota; Fungi; Chytridiomycota; Chytridiomycetes; Spizellomycetales; Spizellomycetaceae
Exons: 4
Coding region: 72-2480 (802 amino acids)
Biological process (GO): protein O-linked glycosylation via mannose
Cellular component (GO): endoplasmic reticulum
Molecular function (GO): protein binding; protein O-acetylglucosaminyltransferase activity
Source: RefSeq, a predicted model, not a curated record